AUGAUUAACACUGGGUAAGGAUCAUUUUAACUCUGAUGUUGGUUGUAGUAAAUUCGCUGGAAAAACGGUGAUCAUUUCUGGUGGAUCACGAGGAAUUGGAAAAGCGAUUGCUCUCAAACUCGCCGCCGAUGGGGCCAAUGUCUCCAUCCUUGCCAAGACCACAACUCCCCACCCAAAACUGCCAGGGACUAUCUAUACUGCUGUCGAGGAGAUUGAGAAGGUACGUUCAUCAUGCUUACGUAGUAUUGGAUGUCUUUAAGGCCGGAGGAAAAGGCCUUCCUUGUGUUUGCGAUAUUCGAAGUGAAGAGAGCGUCCAGAAAGCUGUAGAGGAUACUGUGAGGAAGUUUGGGGGUAUCGAUAUCUGUAUUAACAAUGCUAGCGCCAUUUCUUUGACGGGAACUUUAGAUACACCCAUGAAGAGAUACGAUCUGAUGAAUCAAGUGAAUGCUCGAGGAACUUAUAUGCUGUAAGACAUCUUGGUUAGUAACCAGUCGUUUCCAGUUCUCGUGAGUGCAUUCCCUAUCUGAAACAAGCCAAGAACCCUCAUAUUUUGAACAUGAGUCCUCCGCUUAUCAUGGAUAAGGUCUGGUUCAGCAAUCAUGUUGGUAAGUGUAACCCAUUUAUCUGAAUAUUAUUACAGCUUACACUAUUGCUAAAUACGGAAUGUCGAUGUGUGUUUUGGGAAUGCAUGAGGAAUUCAGACCUGAUGGAAUCGCGGUGAAUGCCCUCUGGCCAAGAACCGCAAUCUGGACUUCGGCGAUGCAAAUGUUGAGUGCAGGAAGUGAUGCCUCGGGCAACAGAAAGGUCGAUAUUGUAUCUGAUGCGGCAUAUGCAUUGUUAUCGAGAAAUUCAAAGGAAUUCACUGGAAAUUUUGUGAUCGAUGAAGAGAUUCUGAAGCAAGAAGGUGUCACCGACUUCGAGAAAUAUGCUUGUGUUCCAGGUAAAUAGAUGCGAUGGUUUUACUGUCUCGCAUAUUCUGAAAAAUUCUAAAACAAGACGAUUUAGGUGCUCCAUUAACUCCUGACUUCUUCAUUGCCGGAGAGGAAGAGUCCUAUAAAGACGAGAGUCGUAGACGGGCAAAGAAACAAAGAAGUCCCGGAAGUCUUCAGCAAGGAAUUUCCAAACUCCAGAAACUCGUGAACCAGGAAACUGUCAAGAAUACCAAUGCCGUUUUCGAAUUUCACAUCAAAAGUAAGAAAGAAACGACUUGGCACUUUCUUGACAAACGAGGUUAUUAUUAUUGUCAUCUUUUAGAUGCCGGAGUGACCGAAAUUAUAUAUCUGGACUUAAAGAAUGGCUCCGGAGCAGUCGGACAGGGUCAAGCUCCACAAAAAGCCGAUAUAAAGUUUGAAGCCGAUGCCGAUGUUCUUCUCGAAUUGUUGGAUGGGUCUCUUAGUCCAAGCAAAGCCUUUACUACUCAAAAGUUGGCAAUACGAGGAAAUGUAACGACCGCUCUGAAGUUGGAAUCCCUCUUACGUAGUCUAAAAUAA
Molecule: messenger RNA, 1490 nt
Organism: Bursaphelenchus xylophilus (pine wood nematode)
Lineage: Eukaryota; Metazoa; Nematoda; Chromadorea; Rhabditida; Aphelenchoididae
Source: the annotation of a GenBank genome assembly